AUGACUACCUUCGACGUCUUCUACCUUUUGUCCGUUCUGGACAUGCGUGAGGCCGAACUCGAGGCCGAGCAAGCCAAAGCCAAAGCCAGCGAGAUGGCUAACCCGCUCUUCGUUCCAGGUGACUCUGCGAAGGGUGCCAAGCUCUUCCAGACCCGCUGCGCUCAGUGCCACACUGUCGAGAACGGCGGUGGCCACAAGGUCGGCCCCAACCUGCACGGUCUGUUCGGCCGUAAGACCGGCCAGUCCGACGGCUACGCCUACACCGAUGCCAACAAGCAGGCCGGUGUGACCUGGGACGAGAACACUCUGUUCAAGUACCUCGAGAACCCCAAGAAGUUCAUCCCCGGCACCAAGAUGGCCUUCGGCGGCCUGAAGAAGGGCAAGGAACGCAACGACCUGAUCACGUUAACGUCUGGGAUUGGUUUGGCGCCGUGGGCUGAUUACCGGGCAUCCGAGGGAGCGGGCAUGUACUAUUAUCUGAAAUUACCCGAUUGA
This is a messenger RNA of Penicillium alfredii, 495 nucleotides long. Its product is annotated as iso-1-cytochrome c. Gene Ontology annotation, cellular component: mitochondrial intermembrane space. Gene Ontology annotation, biological process: mitochondrial electron transport, ubiquinol to cytochrome c; mitochondrial electron transport, cytochrome c to oxygen. NCBI's taxonomy places the organism in Eukaryota, Fungi, Ascomycota, Eurotiomycetes, Eurotiales, Aspergillaceae. The record is from RefSeq and is a predicted model, not a curated record. Gene Ontology annotation, molecular function: heme binding; electron transfer activity. The transcript is spliced from 3 exons. Bases 1 to 495 code for a protein of 164 amino acids.